Molecule: messenger RNA, 2561 nt
Organism: Sphaerodactylus townsendi
Lineage: Eukaryota; Metazoa; Chordata; Lepidosauria; Squamata; Sphaerodactylidae
Product: ras-related protein Rab-11A-like
Exons: 5
Coding region: 133-786 (217 amino acids)
Biological process (GO): constitutive secretory pathway; regulated exocytosis
Cellular component (GO): recycling endosome
Molecular function (GO): GTPase activity; GTP binding
Source: RefSeq, a predicted model, not a curated record
ACCCAGGAAAUCCCAGAGUAGUGAGGUCACUCUCUUUUAUUUUGGGGGGGCAAAGGGGUAGAGGCACAGGUGUGGUCUUACAUAUUUUAUAGGAGAGGCUGUAUCAGGUCUCGGGGAUCAGCUUACUUCACCAUGCGUGGCAAGGAUGAUGAAUAUGAUUACCUGUUCAAAAUUGUCCUCAUUGGAGACUCCGGAGUAGGGAAGAGCAACCUGCUUUCACGGUUCACCCGGAACGAGUUCAACCUGGAAAGUAAAAGCACCAUUGGAGUUGAGUUUGCCACACGCAGCAUCCAAGUGGAUAACAAGACUGUGAAAGCCCAGAUCUGGGAUACAGCCGGACAAGAACGCUACCGUGCCAUUACUUCCGCUUACUACCGAGGGGCAGUUGGGGCGCUUCUGGUUUAUGACAUCGCCAAGUACCUAACCUAUGAGAACGCAGAGCGCUGGCUGAAAGAACUGCAAGACCAUGCAGACACGAACAUCGUCAUCAUGUUGGUGGGGAAUAAGAGUGAUCUGCGACAUCUACGGGCCGUGCCCACCGAUGAGGCCAAAAGCUUUGCAGAAAAGAACGGCUUGUCAUUCAUAGAAACAUCGGCUCUGGAUUCUACUAAUGUGGAGACUGCCUUUCACAACAUCCUCACAGAAAUCUACCGGAUCGUAUCUCAAAGACAAAUCGCCAGUGGACAGCCGGAGACAGAAUUCAGCCCCAGCAGCACCAUCGAACCUAUCAAAGUCCUGCCUACUCACCAGGAAGGGAAACAGGCACCUUGCUGCCAGAAUAUAUAAUCUGCCGAGGAUGGCAUGAGGAACAGCAAGUUGGGACAGCACUGAGUGUCUCAGAAGGCCCUCUUCCUCCUCAGAUGCGAUCUCUGCUAUGUUACUCUGCUUCGUGUCUGUCUCACAGAACUGCUUCCUGGAUUAUGUCCUUCCCCAUUAGCCACUGAACUUUAGAUGUAGGGCAUACUCAUUUCCCUUCCAAGAUAUCAGUUAUUUGAAGCUAGAACCUGGCAAAUAGCUAGAGGUCGGCAACUGGAAGCCCUUAGGCCCAAGCCUAUCCAAGGAAAUAUUAUCAGUUGGCCUAGCAAAUAAUUCCCCCGUCCAUACCUUUCUUUCCUGACAGGGCUGCCAUUGUGGCCUCAUGGUCAGUCCUACUUGCCUAAGGCCGGUUCCAGGAAAACUAAUGCACUGGAAGGCGAUGGUGGGUUGCUAGGCAGCCAUGAAAAUGGCACCUUGAAGUUCUUUCUGGAAUCUGUAAAGGGUGUGUGAAUAUUUGCUGGAGCACCCCACAUGGUCAGACAUCUUUCUCCUGCUGAAUCUCUGACUGCUAUGCACGGGCUGCUUUAUGUAGGGCCCCCUUUGACUAUAUUUUGUGCAAACAAACAAAUGUGGCAUAGUCCCCCUUCCAAGGCUGUGCUAAAGGGUUCAGUGUGUAUAAAUUAAGCUAGGUGAUGCUCAUCUGACUUCUGCAUAGGCCUGUGAUUCUGAACUCAAACCAGUCUGAAACCAAAUUCACAUCCAAUCAUGACUUCCCUGAGGAAUCAUGCGAAUAGUAGUCUUGUGAGGGACACUUUCAUGUGUUAGCCUUUUCAUAGGAGCUACAGCCCCAAAGUUCCUUUGAAGGAAGCCAGGGCUAAUUGUUUUAAAAACCUCUUUACUUCAUAGCACAGUUGCAUCCUGUAGUUUGGCUACUCCUACAUGACAGCAAGUCCGUCGAGUAAGUUGUGGGCUCCGUAAAGAGGCUGACGCAAGGCGUGCCCGGGGGGAGGAUGUGAAUUUUCGCUUCCCCUCUGCUCAGGAAUGGAAGGCCUUCAAGUAAGGAAGAUGUGCAAUUGUUUCAAAGCAUUUAAUGUGCUGGGCGUGCCUGGUUGCAAAAAACGCAACUUGCCGAUCAGGUCUGGUCAGGGGCACGCAUUUAAGUAGCUGAUAGGCGACUUAGUAUGUUACAAGCUCUCCGCUUUCACCAUUCAGCCAAGCCACUCUAGCAUGUGCUUCCUCAUCUGUUACAACAUGGCUCCUCUCUCUCUGUUGAAGUCAGGCUUGGAGAUUUUCAGUAAUUCAUAUAUAGUGGCGUAGCGCCAACAGGGCAGGGGGACCGUGAUGCCCUGGGCAGCGCUGCUGCGGGGCGGGGGGCGGCACCACAGCAGGGGCACAGGGCAUGCGCAUGCCCUGGGCGUAGUUCUCCCUCGCUCUGCCCCUGAUCGCAUACAAGCUCUUGCACAAUAAGGGCUUUUCUGGAAAGGGGAGGCCAAAAUCCGCACUGAAAGAAACUUUCUAAGAACCUUAGUUUCCCUUCUGCUUCAGUUUGUGUCUUUGCUUCUGCAUCCUCGGAGAAGGCCUCUAGCGAGUCACCACCUGGUAAAGAUGGGCAAUUGAUGAGAGACCGAGAACAUAAUGUUGUGUUAAAUGAUGAUGUUGUCACACUUCUGUUCCAAUCGCCGCCUUCCUGUAAAUAAUAAUUUUAAUGUCUGGAAUUGCCUUCCCUUGUGGCUGUAAUGGAAUUGUGUGUGUUGAGUGUUUGGCAGGCAUUUAAGUGUUCAAAUAAAGAUCUCCAUAUAUUGACA